Anisakis simplex (herring worm) is the source of this 678-nucleotide messenger RNA. NCBI's taxonomy places the organism in Eukaryota, Metazoa, Nematoda, Chromadorea, Rhabditida, Anisakidae. The record is from the annotation of a GenBank genome assembly.
AUGGAUGAACUCGGUGAAAUUGAAGUGGAUAUCAAUUGUAAUAAUUUGGCUGGUGUCUACAAUUCAUAUCUUUUGCAUCACUAUGCGAGAUUAGACAAUCGUUUCCCAAUCUUAUGUAUGGUAGUGAAACGAUGGAGUGAUGCGACCUUCAUAAGUGAUGCGAUGAAUGGAUUCUUUAAUAGAGAUUUCAAAUAUUCAUCUUUCAGCUAUUCGAUAAAAAUGUUAGUAUUACAUUUCUUGCAAUGUGCUGUAUGGCCACCGAUCCUUCCGAAUCUACGCAAAAUUGAUCCGAAUCGGUUCGGCGGUAUUAAGUAUAAUGUUCCAUUGGAAAAAUUGCAAAUUUUUGACCGAUCACCUGAAUUACCACCUGAUCGUCGACGGAACUGUAAAACGGUUGCUGAAUUGUUGAUGGCGUUUUUUGAUUAUUAUGCCAGGUUCGAUUUUGAAAACCAGAAAAUAUCAAUGCCUCAAGCACGUGUCUUAGACAGAGAGAGACCAUUUCGUGGCGCAAAAGUGGAAAUAGAGGGACCGUUCGAUCAUGAAAAUACGGCAAGGACAGUGAAAAGUGAGGAAUGCUUAGAGCUGAUCAAAGAUGCGUUUCAACGAGCAUCACACGCCUAUUUAGGGCCAGCACCGAUCGCACCAACCUUCAACGAAAUUACCACUGCUACAUAUUAA